Cucurbita moschata (crookneck pumpkin) is the source of this 1409-nucleotide messenger RNA. RefSeq lists its product as uncharacterized. The transcript has 8 exons. Lineage: Eukaryota; Viridiplantae; Streptophyta; Magnoliopsida; Cucurbitales; Cucurbitaceae. The record is from RefSeq and is a predicted model, not a curated record. Gene Ontology annotation, molecular function: heme binding. Bases 112 to 1239 code for a protein of 375 amino acids.
UCAACCGCGGCAGCCCAUGCUUUAGGUCCGGGUCAGCUCAAGACUACAGACCCAACAACAGAAUCAAUUCACCUCCAGAAUCGAACCCAGAAGAAUCAGCAUCAGCGAGAAAUGUUUCCUCCUCUUCUUCUUGCUAUUCUGCUUGUAUCUGCUUUCGCGCCGAUCGGGCCGGUCAAAUCCCACGAGGAAACCGGCGACUGGAGCUGCGAAUCGGACUCCGAGAUCGGAAUUGUUGCGGAUUUUCGUCCCGGUGUCAUUACUCUUGAUGGACACGCUGAUGAUUGGAAGGACAUUGAUGGAUUCGAGUUCUCUCUCUUACAGGCUCUCGACCCUGACGAUGACAACGAAUACAGUGGUGGGAAGAUGACCGUUAAGGCUUUACAUGACGGUAGGGACGUGUUCUUCUUGCUCCAAGUUGAUGGGGAUUAUCGAUACAUCAAAGGUGAAAGUUCCAAAUGUCCAUCAGUUGCUCUCAUGUUUCAGAUUGGCGAGAGUGCCACCUAUCACAACAUGGGCGGUUGCAAGGAAGGAAAGAAUACUUGCACGAACAAAACGUGCAAGGGAUAUGAAGUCGAUAUCAUGCACUUUUCUAUUGGAAAUGCUAUUCCUGGACGGUUGUAUAGUGGCGACACCGUAGACGUUGGAAAUGAAGGAGACGAAUUUGGACAACUUGUCGAUUUGUAUGCCUGGAAUCCUCAUUGUAGAUUCUUGGAUGGAAUCAGCCCAUCAGCAAAUGAUUCGAGUGCCAAGAACGACUGGAAAGGCACAUGGUGGCACAGCAGCUUUACCCAUCAUUCAGGUUUUGUGGCGGCAGACAGUCCAUAUUCAUCAGAAAACUCGACGGGCACUUAUUAUUUUGAAUUCUCUAGGGCUUUAAGAACCUCAGAUCGCCUUCAACAGGAUGCUCAAUUCGUCAUUGGUGGAACAAGCAAAAUGUCAGCUGCAUUUUGGUAUCCAGUCGACGGGCAGCCAUGGCAUGCAUCAGGACACUACUCCAUUCACUGUGAUUGGACACCCAUGGAUAUCACUUCCAGUACUUCAAAAUUAACCUCAUUAUCAGGGGUUGGCUCAGGAAGCUCUGCAAGCAUUUUUGCUCUCUUGAUCUCAGUAAUCUCUUUGUGCCUCUCUGUUGUUGUUGUGUACAGACUCUUUAGACCUCCUCAGAAUGUGGCUGUCGAGUACAGAGUUCUUAGACCUCAGAACGUGGGCCUUACUUCCAUGGACAACAACAAUCUUUAGAGUAAGUGCUUUUGGAUUGUACGAUUGAUCAACAUUUUGUGUACUUCACAGAUUAUAUGUACUUCCAAAGCUUUUCAGUUUUUGUAGUUCCUUAUGGGCUAACAAUUUUUUUACUACAAGGUUUCCAUUCUUAGUUUAUUAUAAAGAUGUCCAUUUUGAGUUGAGUUGGA